This is a messenger RNA of Verruconis gallopava, 1134 nucleotides long. RefSeq lists its product as uncharacterized. The transcript has a single exon. NCBI's taxonomy places the organism in Eukaryota, Fungi, Ascomycota, Dothideomycetes, Venturiales, Sympoventuriaceae. The record is from RefSeq and is a predicted model, not a curated record. The coding region runs from base 1 to 1134 and encodes 377 amino acids.
AUGUCUUUCCGUCGUCUUCAGAUUGACGAGGAAGAUGCUGCUGCAUCUUGGGAUGCAGUCGAAAUGUUAGCAAGUCAGAACAUGCAGCCGUCAGACAUGCCAUCUGACCUUCAGACAAACAAUUUGUUUAUAAAUCUGGAGUUAGAGGAUCCUCAUUUCUCUGAUAUUCAAUACCCUUAUCCUUCACGGGACAACUUUGUAAACGAAGAACUGGUGAGGGCAGCUCAGCGAGAAGAACUCCGAGAGUUGAGCCAGCCCAACCCGACAGAUUCGUCAGGAGUGAACCAGAUCAACACGAUUUUCAGUCCACACCAAAGCGAACAAUCCGGUCCUAUCUACUGGCCGGAAUGGAUGACUGCAUCUCCUUCAGUUUCAGAAUUUGUCUCCCAUGAAUCACCUGCUCAGCCAGUUUCCUUCGCGGGCAUCCGCAGCGGCAGCGGUAUUGGAACGCAGCCUUGUUCUUUUGCCCAGAUCAACUCUCUGCGAUCAACUUCGAUACAGCACACUUACAUUUGGUCCAAGCUCGGCCAUUCUUACCCGACAUCCCUUAAUGGGCCUGGAUAUCGCGAAGAAUUUGGACCGGCUCGAGACCAAUUGCACAGCUCGGUACUUCAUAGCAGAAUACGACUUUCGAGUGCCGUCGAAAAAGAGUCUACCUUUCAAUUCUUCCCAGAUCAAGCUGACCAGAAUCAUUCCCCGCUUCUAUUCCCAUCACGAAUUGCUUUGUUGAACCUGGGUUGCGGAGACACAUCCGUUGCUUGUGAAAACAAGGAGCCAUUCCACGUCUUCCAGGAUGAUCAGCAGAUCUCACUAAACUACAGCACAAAUCCACAGCAAGACUCCGGCGGAGAUUGUCAAGUCCCAUUUGAACUGACAAGCUGGGACGGGAGUGACGUGCAGUUCGCGGAGCUGUGCAAUUUGGGGGCCUGGAGUGUUUGGAAUGGCGGUUUUGGGUGUUUCAACACGGACUGGAUGCUCCAAAACAUGAACGACCGCCGCACAUGUACGGAACACAUGGAUUGCGAGCUGUCAGACGACGCCGCCCUCCCACUGAUUCCGGUGCACGGUCCCAACGAAUCCGAGGUGAGCAUGACCCCGGGUGACACUUGUCCAGUUGCGGCUUCUGACCAAUGA